AUGCCAAAAUGUUCCAUUUUGGAGUGCAAAAAUGAAAGUAGAAGGGAUAAUCUUAGUAAUGGAGGUAUUUCGUACCAUCGAUAUCCUAGAGAUCCUAUUGUCAAAGAAAAAUGGAUAGACGCCACGGGAAGAAUUAAUUGGAUGCCAACAAAAAUAAGCACGAUAUGCUCUGAGCAUUUUUCACCUGAUGAUUUUGCUAUAUCAAAAAAAGGAUAUAGAUACAUAAAAUCUACAGCGCUUCCUUGUUAUAAAAUUGUAACCUUUUUAAAGGAAAAACAAACCGACCCUUUGAUUUGUGUGCAGCCUCAUUUAGCUGGUUGUAUAAGUAAGUUGAAGCGUGAAACGAUUAAAAAUUUGGACACUGUGGAUAGUCCGAGUUGUUUAACACCUAGUGAAGAGAAACUAAAAGGCCGUCUUAGUUUUUGUGUGGACAAAAUUAAAAAACAGGGACUAAAAAUAAAACGAUUGCAAUCGCAAAACCGAAGGCUUAAAAAGAAAAUAAACGAUAUUAAUCUAAUAUUAGCCAAAUUUAAGGAAGAAUAUGUUAUGACAAAGGAAAAUUUGGAUUAUCUCAAAAAUGUUAAAAUAGAGCCGAUUCCGGCCACGGCGGCCAAUCUCAAUGAGAUUAGCCAACUGCGCAGGAGAUAUUAUAGUGCUCAAGUGUACGCGCAGACACAAGUGCACUCUCUAUUCCUAUCACUCUCAUACUCCGGUGGGACGACCACUCGACACGACCGGGCAAAUGAGAGAGAUCCACACGAGUUAAAAAUUUCAGACUCUAAUACUAUCACUUCAGCGCCAUGGGUCAAAGACGCAGCAAUUAAAGUAUUAAUACACGGAUACACUGGACAUAGAGAUUUUUCUCCGAAUGUAGAAAUAAGGCCAGCGUAUUUGAAAUGCUGUGACUAUAAUAUAAUAUGUGUAGAUUAUAAUAAAAUAGCACUAGAACCGUGCUACGUAGAAGCAGCACAUAACACCGAGCUCGUAGGGAUGUGCACCGCGCAGUUAAUCGACGAAUUGGUACAGACGUACGGAUUCAAACUUCCUAAUUUUCAUAUCAUAGGUUUUAGCCUCGGUGGUCAAGCUGCAGGCUAUAUCGCAAACUUUAUUAAAUCGGGAAAGAUAGAAAGAAUUUCAGCUUUAGAUCCAGCCUUACCAUUAUUUGCAACUAAGGGUAAAAACGAUAAGAUUGACCCAGGUGACGCAUUAUUUGUGGACGUAUUGCAUACAAACGCUUUGAAAAAAGGAAAAUUAGAGAAAAGUGGUCAUAUAGACUUCUAUGCUAACGGAGGUGUUGACCAACCUGGUUGCAUGCCAACAAAAGAUCAGACAAAAUCUGGCUGUGAUCAUGCAAGGGCACCUGCAUACUUUGCCGAAUCAAUAAUCAGUGAAAAAGGUUUCUAUGCAAGAAAAUGCUUUUCCUGGAUCACAUAUUUUAUGGGAUGGUGUGAUCUCAUAUAUACGAGAGAAGAAAUUCUUUUUGGUGAAUAUACCCCAAACAAG
Brenthis ino (lesser marbled fritillary) is the source of this 1503-nucleotide messenger RNA. The record is from the annotation of a GenBank genome assembly. NCBI's taxonomy places the organism in Eukaryota, Metazoa, Arthropoda, Insecta, Lepidoptera, Nymphalidae.